AGUGCCCACUCCCGCGCGCUGCGCUCCCGCCGCGGGUGGGCUCCUCAGCCCCUGGCUGGCCGUGGCCCCUGUUGCGCGGCGGCCUCUGCAUCCCACCUUCCCACUACGGCGCCCCGACACGUGCGAUCCUUCUUUGGGGUGUUCUCCGUUCCCACGCGCGACUACCAAGCAGAGGGCACCCAACUUUGCCACCUUGCGGGUUGCCCUCGCUUGGUGCGAGCCUGCUCGCUCAGCUGCCCAACUGGAGACUCCGUGUGCCUUGCAGCCGAGCUGGUUGGUCCCCAGCCUGGCGCGCUGCGAGUGGAGGAUAGCUCUGGAGAAGUGGCGGGGUGCAGUGGCGUCUGCUGCCUCGACUUCCCUUGUAGCGCGCUGAAGAGGACCCCUGGAGCCGCUCCGGGCCCCGGGGCGCUGGAUGAUUAGCAGGAGGAACGCGCCCCGCAUCUGGGCUGGUGUGAAGACUGGGCUUGGAAGCCCAUGUGGCUGUGCAGUUCAGUGUGAUUCAUGACGGAGGCCACACGGCUCUACCCUCUCUCUCCUCGGUACCUUUCACACAUGAGGAGAAGGUGAGCUCCACAGAAGACACAUUCCCAGAGUCAGAGGCCCCUUGCCCACCAUGAAGGGAGCCUGCGUCCUUGCAUGGCUGUUCUCAAGCCUGGGAGUGUGGAGACUUGCUCAGCCUGAGACCCCGGACCCUGCCCAGUGCCAGAGAGCAGAGCACCCCAUCAUCUCCUACAAAGAAAUUGGCCCCUGGUUACGCGAGUUCAGAGCAGAGAAUGCUGUGGAUUUCUCGAGGUUAACAUUUGACCCCGGACAGAAAGAACUUGUUGUAGGAACAAGAAACUAUCUCUUCCGAUUACAUCUUGAGGAUCUGUCUCUCAUCCAGGCUGUGGAGUGGGAGUGUGAUGAAGCUACCAAGAAGGCCUGUUACAGCAAGGGCAAAUCAAAGGAGGAAUGUCAGAACUACAUCCGUGUGCUCUUAGUGGGCAGGGACCGGCUGUUCACCUGUGGGACCAAUGCUUUCACACCUGUCUGCACCAUCCGCUCGUUGAGUAACCUGACUGAGAUCCGUGACCAGAUCAGUGGCAUGGCCCGCUGCCCCUACAGUCCCCAGCACAACUCUACCGCCCUGCUCACAGCCAGCGGGGAGCUCUACGCUGCAACAGCCAUGGAUUUCCCCGGGCGAGAUCCAGCCAUUUACCGGAGUCUGGGCAAUUUACCUCCUCUUCGAACAGCCCAGUACAACUCCAAAUGGCUCAAUGAACCAAACUUUGUGUCUUCCUACGACAUCGGAAAUUUCACCUACUUCUUCUUCCGAGAAAAUGCCGUGGAGCAUGACUGUGGGAAGACAGUGUUCUCCAGGGCGGCCCGGGUCUGCAAGAAUGACAUUGGAGGGCGGUUUCUUCUGGAGGAUACCUGGACCACCUUCAUGAAGGCUCGCCUCAACUGCUCCAGGCCUGGAGAGGUGCCCUUCUACUACAACGAGCUGCAGGGCACCUUUUUCCUGCCGGAGCUGGACCUGAUCUAUGGCAUCUUCACCACCAACGUGAACAGCAUUGCUGCCUCUGCUGUAUGUGUCUUCAACCUGAGCGCCAUCUCACAGGCCUUCAAUGGACCCUUCAAGUACCAAGAGAACUCUCGUUCAGCCUGGCUGCCUUAUCCCAACCCCAACCCCAGUUUUCAGUGCGGCACCAUGGACCAGGGCCUGUAUGUAAACCUGACAGAGAGAAACCUACAAGAUGCUCAGAAGUUCAUUCUGAUGCAUGAGGUGGUGCAGCCAGUGACCACGGUGCCCGCCUUCAUGGAGGACAACAGCCGCUUCUCCCACUUGGCCGUGGACGUUGUGCAAGGCAGAGACACCCUUGUCCACAUCAUCUAUCUGGCCACAGAUUACGGUACCAUUAAGAAAGUGCGGGCCCCCCUGAGUCAGAGCUCGGGCAGCUGUUUGCUGGAAGAGAUUGAGCUUUUCCCAGAGAAGAGGAGAGAGCCCAUCAGGAGUCUACAGAUCCUCCACAGCCAGAGUGUCCUAUUUGUGGGGCUGCAAGAGCAUGUGGCCAAGAUCCCCCUGAAGAGGUGCCACUUUCAUCAAGCUCGGAGUGCCUGCAUUGGCGCUCAGGACCCCUACUGUGGCUGGGAUGUGGUGAUGAAGAAAUGUACAAGCCUGGAGGAGAGUCUGAGCAUGACACAGUGGGAGCAGAGCAUCUCUACCUGCCCGACCAGAAAUCUCACCGUGGAUGGGAGCUUUGGUCCAUGGUCUCCAUGGACACCCUGUACACAUACAGAUGGCACUGCCGUGGGAACCUGCCUCUGCCGGUCACGCUCCUGUGACAGCCCAGCUCCACAGUGUGGUGGCUGGCAGUGUGAGGGCCCUAGAAUGGAGAUCACCAACUGCUCCAGGAACGGAGGCUGGACUCCCUGGACCUCCUGGUCGCCAUGCAGCACCUCCUGUGGCAUCGGCUUCCAGGUGCGCCAACGCUCCUGCAGCAACCCCACGCCCAGGCACGGAGGCCGCGUAUGUGUGGGUCAGAACCGGGAGGAAAGGUACUGCAAUGAACAUUUGCUCUGCCCACCACACGUGUUCUGGACAGGCUGGGGACCUUGGGAACGGUGCACGGCCCAGUGUGGGGGUGGCAUUCAAGCCCGCCGUAGGACCUGUGAAAAUGGGCCUGACUGUGCAGGAUGCAAUGUGGAAUACCAGCCAUGUAACACCAACGCAUGCCCAGAGCUGAAGAAGACCACACCGUGGACUCCCUGGACACCUGUCAACAUCUCCGACAACGGUGGCCACUAUGAGCAGCGUUUCCGAUACACCUGUAAAGCUCGCCUGCCGGAUCCAAAUUUGCUGGAAGUGGGGAGGCAGAGGAUCGAGAUGCGGUAUUGUUCCAGCGAUGGAACCAGUGGGUGCUCCACAGAUGGCCUUUCUGGAGACUUUCUACGAGCUGGGAGAUACUCUGCCCAUACAGUCAAUGGGGCAUGGUCAGCCUGGACAUCCUGGUCACAGUGCAGCAGGGACUGCAGCAGGGGCAUUCGGAACCGGAAGCGUGUUUGCAACAACCCAGAACCCAAAUAUGGUGGCAUGCCAUGCCUUGGUCCAUCCCUGGAGUUCCAGGAAUGCAACAUUUUACCCUGCCCAGUGGAUGGUGUGUGGUCUUGCUGGUCAUCUUGGUCUAAAUGCUCUGCAACCUGCGGAGGUGGACACUACAUGAGAACCCGCUCAUGUACUAACCCAGCCCCAGCCUAUGGAGGGGACAUCUGCCUGGGACUGCACACUGAGGAGGCGCUCUGCAACACACAGACCUGCCCAGAGAGCUGGUCAGAGUGGUCCAACUGGUCUGUGUGCGAUGCAUCUGGCACCCAGGUCCGUGCUCGUCAGUGUAUCCUUCUAUUUCCUGUGGGUAGCCAGUGUUCCGGAAAUACCACAGAGAGCCGGCCAUGUGUGUUUGACUCUAAUUUCAUCCCAGAAGUGUCUGUGGCAAGAUCCAGCAGCGUAGAAGAGAAAAGGUGUGGAGAAUUCAACAUGUUCCACAUGAUGGCCGUGGGGCUCAGCAGUUCCAUCCUCGGCUGCCUCCUUACCCUGCUUGUCUACACCUACUGCCAGCGCUACCAGCAGCAGUCCCAUGACGCAACUGUCAUCCAUCCCGUCUCUCCUGCUGCUCUCAACAGCAGCAUCACUAACCACAUCAACAAACUGGACAAAUAUGACUCUGUGGAAGCCAUCAAGGCAUUUAACAAGAACAACUUGAUCCUAGAGGAGAGAAACAAAUACUUCAACCCUCAUCUCACUGGGAAGACCUAUUCCAACGCCUACUUUACAGAUCUCAACAAUUAUGAUGAAUACUAGCAGCUAUUAUGCUUUUGGCUCCUUGUAAACUCUCUGCUCAUCAAAGCUGUGCUCCAUGACUGCCCAUAUUUCUGAGGCUUCAGAGACUAUGUGUAGAAUCAUUUCAAGUGCAUCUCAAGCCAGGACUUUCCCAUCGCUAUCAAAAAAAAGAAAAAAAUGCACACCUAAGUGUGCUGUUGUGAAAAUCUGGUCUGUGGCACACAUUUGAUUGUGGCAAAGUGAGCCAUGGUAUGGAGUUUUGCAUUGUAUUCAUCCCAAACUCUAUCUGGCCUAUUGUUUUCAGGAGUUUUAUUUCAUAAAUGUGCCAACCAUGUUAAAAAGUGUCUUCAGAAAUGUAGCAUAUUCAUGCUUUUGAGUAUAGAGUAUCAUGAUGUUUUAAUUUGCAAACAAAAACAAAAUAAGACAAACAAACAAAAAAUAAACCAGACACUUUAUUUGAGAGGCCCCUCUCCCAUCCCACAGGGUCCACAGUUAUUCACAGAGCGAAGAUAUGACUCCAGCCACCUUUUCCAGUCUGGGUGGCUCUGUGGGAAACAGCUUGUUUGCACUUGGAGCGAUUCCUGCCCAGGGAAGCCCAAGGAUUCCACCUGCCUUGGACCUGCCUAGUCCUGGUACUCUGAGACCUUCUGCUAUAGUCUGGGCAAUGGCUGUCAUCACUGUUCGGUGAACACAUGAAACAGAGAACAGACAGUGAGACACACAGCAGCGAUUUUGCAGCUUGCAGUGAAACUGGCCUUACUCUGACUUUCGGAUUCCAUGGCAUCCCAGGGAGCUCCGUGCCAUGCCGUGGGCUUGAAGACCAUUUGCCUGGGUAGUAGCAAUGUGCCGAAGAGCCACUCUUAGCAUUUGGGUAGACUACACACCCCUUCCUCCCUCCCUGCAGAAAAAAAAUCUUCAACAUCUAUGAUGCCAAUUAUGGAAAAUAUUGAAAGUACCACACUGUCAUUGAAAGCUA
This is a messenger RNA of Psammomys obesus (fat sand rat), 4793 nucleotides long. RefSeq names its product semaphorin 5A (gene Sema5a). Gene Ontology annotation, biological process: axon guidance; negative regulation of axon extension involved in axon guidance; neural crest cell migration. The transcript is spliced from 23 exons. Bases 614 to 3838 code for a protein of 1074 amino acids. NCBI's taxonomy places the organism in Eukaryota, Metazoa, Chordata, Mammalia, Rodentia, Muridae. The record is from RefSeq and is a predicted model, not a curated record. Gene Ontology annotation, molecular function: chemorepellent activity; semaphorin receptor binding.